Messenger RNA from Oryctolagus cuniculus (rabbit), 2209 nucleotides. The record is from RefSeq and is a predicted model, not a curated record. NCBI's taxonomy places the organism in Eukaryota, Metazoa, Chordata, Mammalia, Lagomorpha, Leporidae.
CCCGCCCCGCUUCCAUCCGCCCCGCCCCCUCGCGGCGCCCUCGCGCCUCGCGGGCCCGGGAGUUGCCCGGGCGACGGACGCGGCGUGUGGGCGCCGGCGGCAGGGAGCGCGCCGGGCGGCGGGUGCGUCAGCGCUCGGAUGGAGGACGAGGAGUCUGAGGAGGCGGGCGAGUCCCUGGAGGCCACGCUCGAACGGUUCAAGGCCCUCCCCAGAUAUAACAUUUCUGAUGACUUGAAGGUGGGCUUUUUCAACACAGACCAUGCGACACAAACAGACUACAGUGAAAUUUUGCCGGUGAAAGAAUUAAGUUCGUCUACGCAGGAGUUAGCGCAGAUGGUCAGAUCCAUCCAGAUGGACUUCGGCUUCCUCAGACAGCUGCUGCAGUUGAGGUUUGAGGACCAGCUUAAGGAGCAGUCGCUAAACCUCUUCAACACUCUGCACGACAGGAUCCUGGAAGUGGAAAAGCACUACCAGCAGAACGAGGACAACAUGAGGAAGUGCUUCUACCAGCAGCUGGCCGACGCCAUCGCCGUCAUCAGAGGGUCCUACCAGAUGUCCACAACAGCCAGGAACGGAGCAGCCCAAAGCCAGGAGCCAGGACGGAACUCAGCCGACGUCUCCCACGUGGGUGGCAGGGACCCCAGUACUUGGGCCAUCACUGCCCCUCCCAGGGUGUGCGUGAGCAGGCAGCAGAAAUUGGGAAUGAAACUAGGACGCCAGCCCAGGCACUGCAGUGUGGGAUGUGGGGGUCCCAACUGCCAUCUUAACUGCUGUGCCACCCCCACUCCCAUUUAUAUUCUCUGAGUUCCCGCAUGUACUAACUGGAGAUUACGGUAUUCCUGUCUUUAUUUCUCAGAUGUUUGUCUCUUUUUUAUGCUGGUCUGAAGUUGCCAAAUAAUAUUAAAUAGAGUCAGGCUGCUGAUUCUUCCUUCGCUGGUAGUGAACCUGACGAGAAUCCCCAAUUGUUAAGUACAGUCACGGCAUCUGGUGUGAGACAGUCUGUUGGGUCCCUUCGUUGAUGGAGAGCAGGGUGGGAAGAGGGUCUGGCCGGUUAGUCCUCCAGGGUGGGCUGCUGAGUGGAGAUGCAGUUAGCUGAGUGUCCCGGUGCACAGGGCGAACAGGCAGACAUGGCAGGCAUGCCUGGGGCAGGCAAGAGGACACGGCCAGAGACGCCCAGCUCCCACCUCAGAGUGCGUGGCUUCAGGUUCCCAUUUCUGCUUCCUGCUAAUGCGCACCCUGGGAGAUAGCAGGUGGCAGCUCCAGUGCUUGGACCUGGAGUGAGUUCUUAGCUCCCAGUUUAGACCUGGUGCAGCCCUGGUCAUUGUGGGCGUGAACCAGCAGAUGGAACCUCCGUCUCUCUCCCCUCCCCCAGAAUCUCCCUACCUCUCAAAUAAAUCAAGCAAGCAAGUACGUAAAUAAGCAUUUUUUUAAAAUAAAUAAGUUUUAAAAGGGAAUACUUGCCUUUGGGGAAAGCAAAUGUCGCAUUAGUGGGGGCUGGCGUUGUGGCAUAGCAGGUAAAGCCACUGCCUGGGAAGCAGGCAUCCCAGACGGGCACUGGUUUGCGUUCACCUUCUGAUCCAGCUCCCUGCUAAUGGCCUGGGAAAGGCAGCAAAAGGUGGCCCAAGUGCUCAGCCCAAACUGGAGCAUCUCUUCCCUUACCUCUGGCCUUUCUCCCGAGCCCCCUGGGCUCACGUGGUGGUGUCUGAUCUCCCCAUCACCCAGCUGGAAACCUCCAAGUCACAGCUUGUGCUGGACACACUCUACUUGCUUCUUUGAAAGGCAGGCAGACAGAUAGCUUCCAUCUGCUGGUUCACUGCCCAAAUGCCCACAACAGCCUGGUUUGGGCCAGGUCAAAACUGGAAGCCUGAAACUGGGAACUCCAUCCCGAUCACCCACGUGGGCAGCCAAGACCCCACAUCUUGAGCGUGACCUGCUGUCCCCAGGGUGUGUGUGAGCAGGAACUGGGACUUGAGGCCAGGCGCUCCAGUGUGGGAUCCAGGCAUCCCGCGUGGUGGCUUAACUGCUGGGCCACUUGCCUGCCCUUUGGACAGGCCCUAAAGGUGGCCCAGGACCCUGGUCUGGUGUGCGUGAGCCUCACCCCCGUCUCCCUCAGUGAGAGCAGGACAUGGAACUGACCUGCAGGAGAACUGAUAGGCAGCAGGGACACCAAGUCGAGCCUUUGUAUUCAAGGGACCACCGUUGUUUUUUU